This is a messenger RNA of Rhinocladiella mackenziei CBS 650.93, 1227 nucleotides long. RefSeq lists its product as uncharacterized. Bases 1 to 1227 code for a protein of 408 amino acids. Lineage: Eukaryota; Fungi; Ascomycota; Eurotiomycetes; Chaetothyriales; Herpotrichiellaceae. The record is from RefSeq and is a predicted model, not a curated record. The transcript has a single exon.
AUGGCGACUAAAACGGAUUUCUCAACUCCUGAUAUUCCCAUGUCUGAAGCUACCUUCUCCAUCUCGGCAUGCACACAGAUCAAUGCCCCGGCGAGCCUUGUUUUCCGCACGCUCCGCAAUACCGAGACUUGGAAAGACUGGAAUCGUUGGAUCCCGCGAGUGACGAUAACAUUCCAACCUGACGACGAGGACGAUGCUACCUUGGCCGAGAUAGAAGAACUAGUCCGCAAUACAUCCAUUGCCGUGAGUUUCGACUCGGACAUUACGGACGGAGCCAUCAUGCCUGAUAACCCGGCACCGAGGAGAGGGAGUAUGGCCCGUGGUGUCAUUGGCGCUGAAACAGGAGGGGCCAGCCUCGCGCCACCGGGCUCUGGCCAUCAUUCCCGUCCGGUUAGUCCGGAAGGCUUACCUGUCACGCGGCAACGAUUAGCCAGCAACGCCAGCAGAAUGUCCGAUAAGUCCCACACCGAGACAGCUCGCUCCAAUUCGACAAAUGGAGUCUCAGCGGCGCCAAAUUACCAAGCUGCUCAAGAAGCCCGCAAGGUCUCUGUUGCGUCGGGCCGAGAGCCGCCUCCGACGAAGAACGCCGUGAUGCUUGAGUCGCCGGACCACCCGUCUGUUCUGAUGCCGGCGCCGGCAAACACAGCAUCUACUGCGUUAGCGGUUUCCAACAAAGCAACUCGGCGGAAAAGCGGCGCGAGCCACUCCCACCGACGGCAACUGCACAUCAACGCACUGUACGGCGAGCCGAGCGUGCGAAUCCAAGUCGGGACGAGAAUGACAUUCCACGUGAAAAUGAAGCUGCCCACGAGCCAGGAGACACGAGACUUGAACGUCGUGGUGACCGAAGUCUCACGACCAGAUGACCCGCUGGAGGAGCAAGGACCGGGCAAACUGGCGAGAACUCAGACUCAUACCCUAUCCAAGUCCGGAGUGUACCGACUUGUCUGGGCGAUGGCGAACGGCUACAACCCGCCCAAGUCUUUCCCGAAAUUCUUGCUGCAGGCCCAACGAGUGCACGAGAUCCGGCCUAUCGUCACAGGCGAUGGCAGGGAAAUGUGCGAGUACUGGGACUGGGAAACGCAACGGGGCCUGCUGGCGAAGAAAGUCAAGAAAGAUUACGCUCAGUACAUGGAGGAGAGGAUGAUUGAGUGGGGAAGGCGUCUGGGAGAGUUUUGCGAAAGUAUGGGUGGAGCUGUUGAGAGGAGAGAUUUCAGUGUCAGUUGA